This is a messenger RNA of Magnusiomyces paraingens, 1458 nucleotides long. RefSeq lists its product as uncharacterized. Gene Ontology annotation, molecular function: transcription coregulator activity; RNA polymerase binding. The coding region runs from base 1 to 1458 and encodes 485 amino acids. Lineage: Eukaryota; Fungi; Ascomycota; Dipodascomycetes; Dipodascales; Dipodascaceae. Gene Ontology annotation, cellular component: nucleus. The transcript has a single exon. The record is from RefSeq and is a predicted model, not a curated record.
AUGAGUACCGACAACAAUUUUAACAAAAACCGACCACUUCCGCCUGGAUGGUCACAGCACCUGGCUCCUUCUGGUCAUUACUACUAUUAUAACUCAGUUACUAAAAAAUCCACAUAUACUUUUCCUGAGGCUGAUGUUGAAAUACCAUCUGCUCUCCCUAAAGAGACUGCAACUCGUAGCAAUCCACAAAUCAUCCUGCCUUCCAGUGUCAACAAGACAUCUGAGGUCGAUGAGGUACGAGCCACUAAAAAAAGACGUUCAGUACGGGCAAAACGCGAUCGUCCAAGGCUUGUUGUUUCAUUAGAACCCGAGAAUGCGCGACCAUGGGUGUUGGUGGUAACACGAAAUGGGCGGCGGUACUUUUAUAAUCCUGAAACAGGGAAGGCACGCUGGGGAGCACCAAGCGUAGCAGUACAGGAAGCUUUUGAUGAUAUUGAGACAGAUGAUUUAUUGAAACUUAUAGCAUCUGCUCGAGGAUUAAAAUUAACCGAGAACAAAAAAAAUAUGGAUCGGAUUGAAACAGUACAGAAAAAUGAAAAUGGAAAUGGCAGUGACAAUGACAAUGACAAUGACAAAGGAAAAGACGAAGACGGAGAUUCAGACGGAGAUUCAGACGGAGAUUCAGACGAAGAACAAGAAGAAGACCAAGACGGUGAGGAAGAAUACGAAUACGAAUACGAAUACGAAUACGAACAAGAAGUAGAAGAGGAAGAUGAGAAUCCUUCAGAAGAAGCUCCAGAUAAUAUAUCGGAACCUUCGUCACCGGGAGAGGAUUUAGCAUGGAUUUACAAUGGUGAUGAAAACCUAGAUAUUGAAGAAGAUCAAGACUCUGCAGAAAACAUAGCAGCUUUCCAAGCCAUGUUAACUGAGCGAGGUGUCAACGCACUAGGUGCAUGGGAAACAGAAUACCCCAAGGUUGUUGAAGAUGAAAGAUACGACUUGCUAGAGUCCAUGCAGGCGCGUCGCGAAGCCUACGAAUCAUGGGCCCGGGCAGAAGUAGCCCGCCGUCGACAACAAGAAAAACAAGCAGACGAAGAACCACAAGAUUCUUCAAGUAUAAAAGGCCAUGAUGAGCCUAAAUCUAUGGAGAUUACAAUUCCAUCGUCAGACGCAACAGCUCAGUUUCUGGCAUUUGUGCAAGCAAACUUUUCCAAGAAAAAGUGUCCUUAUUAUAUUGAUUUUAAACGCAAGUACCGGUCAGCACCUGAAUUUGUACGUGCAGCUGCCAGACUUGGCGACAAAGACCGUGAAACAUUAUUUCGAAGCUUUGCAGUGGUAGCUAAAAAGAGCGAUGAAGAACGUCAACAGGCCUUUGCAGAAGCUUUAGGCAAGUACAGUGCAAGUGAGUUACGCGAUAAAACGCGACUUCCAAAAGCAUUACUUCAUGACCCCCGAUUUUAUGUAAUCAAACCAGUGAAACAAAACGAAGAGUUUGAUCGAGUCGUCAAAUCUCUGUAA